Messenger RNA from Ostrea edulis (European flat oyster), 2300 nucleotides. RefSeq names its product ran guanine nucleotide release factor-like. The transcript has 5 exons. The coding region runs from base 261 to 821 and encodes 186 amino acids. The record is from RefSeq and is a predicted model, not a curated record. Gene Ontology annotation, biological process: heart contraction; protein import into nucleus; regulation of membrane depolarization. Gene Ontology annotation, cellular component: nucleus. Gene Ontology annotation, molecular function: guanyl-nucleotide exchange factor activity; transmembrane transporter binding; sodium channel regulator activity. NCBI's taxonomy places the organism in Eukaryota, Metazoa, Mollusca, Bivalvia, Ostreida, Ostreidae.
GUGAUGCUGAUGUAUUGAAACUGAAAGUAGGCCAGACCAACGUGUGAUUGUGCAAGACUCAUAUAAUACUUAAAUAGCUGGUAGAAGCUGGAAGUAACCGGUAUAGGUUUUGUGUAACCAAGAUUCGAUGAUUGAAUUUCACAAUUUUACGAAAUACUAUUGUUGAAAUAUCUAAUGUAUUGAACUGCAACUGCCAGUGUGGGAUCCAGACCAUUUUUGUAAACACUUCACUUGUCCGACUUGAAAGUUUUGCAGACGAGAUGUCUUUGAAAGUACAUGAAUUGUUCGGGGGCGCCCUUAGUUUCCAACUUCCAGAAAAUGCUAAAGAUAUCAGUGACAUUCGACAAAUUCCUGACAAUCAAGAAGUGUUUGCACACCCUAUUACGGACCAAAGUAUCAUCAUAGAAAUACUGGAAUAUGUAGGAAGUGACGACGAAGAGGCCAUAAAGACUCAUUUUAAUGACUUGGCCUCAGACAAUGACGUCCAGAGUGGAGAUGCUGCCAUUGUUCAAAUUGAGAAAAUCUCUGACACAGACUUAAAAAUGACACAAUGUGACAGUGCAUACUACAUUUUGGGACAACAGAACAUUUCCAAGUUCAAUGAAGCAGCCAAAAAUACUGUAAACAUGCACAUAGGGCUAUUCCGGAUCUCCAGCUUCACCUCCGAUAUUCUGGUAACCUUCAACAACCCAUCCUUCAUUGAUCCACAGAGCAGCAGCCACCAUCCUGUUCCUGUCAGUGCCGACCCCUGGACCCUUGAAGACUUCCGACAAAUUCUGACAUCUCUCUGUAUCGUAGACGAGGGAAUAUUUGGACAGUGACUGACCACAGAUUGUGAAUUACCAGGAUAUUUGGACAGUAACUGACCACAUAUUGUGAAUUACCAGGAUAUUUGGACAGUAACUGACCACAAAUUGUGAAUUACCAGCACUAGGUUGUUGCCUGUAGGGUUAACAGAAAUUUGAAUUUGAUGGAAUAUGUUACCAAUGUACUGCUCUUCUUCCAUGCUGUUUUAAGGGGAGGAAUUCACAUUCAGUGGUAAUCACCAAGUUCAUGGAAUAUAAUGACUAUCAAAUACAUUUUGAUAGUUCAUCACAUUUUGGAAUAAGGGGGCAUCUUGAGGGUGAUGAGAGCCACAACAUUUUUAUUGUGACUGUGCUCUCCUUGUAAUGCAUAUUUUAUGAGCAAGUAUUUGACAGAUGAAACGAAAACUCAUUUCAGAAUGUUUUCAAAAUUAGUUGAACUUGUAUUUCUGACUCUUGCAAACAAAUUGAGGAGGUACGUCUUUGUGCAGAUCACUUUGUCCGUCUCACUUUGGUAGAUAUAUUUAUCUAGGCCAUAAUGUAGAGGGUCAUUAGAACUCAUACUUGGCACAAAGGUUGUUUUAUAUGACUAGAUUGUGUAUCAUGACACUGAACCUAAGUCAAGAUCACGGGUAAAUAUCCAGGCCACAACCUUACAGUGGACAUUAUUACACGGAUACAUGCAUGGCCAGAAGGAUGUGUAAUGACCACUCAGAGUUCCAUGAACUGAACCAAGAUGGAGAUAACUGGGAAAAAAGUUCGAAAUUUUUAUCCAAGCCACAAGUUUGGUGAGACACUAGAAGUUCAUACUUGGAACAAAGAUUGCCUAUAACCAAGCAAUGUGUUGUGACCCUGAACCAAGGUCAAGGGUUGAAAACAGCUGGAUAUUUUUAUCUGGAUGACAAUUUGGGAUGUUAAAGCCUAAUAAUUGGUGCACAGGCUGUUUAUGACCAGAUGUCACACUGCAGUAUGACUUUGAUCUAAGGUCUUUUAGACAAAGUCACAGAGAGAAAAAAAGUCACCCUGUGUGAAUAAUCCUUCUUGGGGAUAUUUCUCCAGUUAGGAUAGAUUUUAUUGCUCAAGAUUAAAGUUGCUUGAUACCUGAAGGUGAAAGAGCUAGUUUUACUAACAGAAUAAUUUAGCCUUAAUUCCGACUGCAACAAACUACAUAUGUGUACAAAUGUGUGUACAUAAAAAACAGAAACGUUUGUAUUAAUGUUUUGUUAAGUACAUAGGAUAUACAAAACCACUUCUGAUUUUGUAAGGAAUUGCGAAUUUACCAUGUACAACUCAUGCAUGAAAUAUAUGCAUUUCCCGCCAUUUUUCUUUCAAAUGGAAGCGGAUUGCCAUCAUUCUAAUCUGUUUGACUUUAGAAAGUUUGAGUCAAACAUGAAAUAUGAUGAUUAUUAUAUAUCUGUACGUUACGAUGUACGACUUCAUCACUUUGUUUGAUGCAUGCAGCCUGUAAUUUCUAUUAAUAAAAUUGCUGGAAAAGUU